This is a messenger RNA of Penaeus vannamei (Pacific white shrimp), 1146 nucleotides long. The record is from RefSeq and is a predicted model, not a curated record. Lineage: Eukaryota; Metazoa; Arthropoda; Malacostraca; Decapoda; Penaeidae.
AUGAGUUUUCUCUCUGAUUGGAUGCCUUUUACCCCCAACAUAGAUGAAGAAAGUUGCAGUCCAGAAAAUUAUAUUAAGGAAGAGUUGAAGGAAGAUGGUGUUGAAGAUGAUUAUUUAGAAAUAAAGGAAGAAAACUGUGAAUGCAAAACUGAUGGGACUGACAUAGACAUAAAGCAUGAGUGCUCAUUUUAUGAGAAUCUUGAAGGGGAAAGAAAUGAAACUGGGGCAUGUAAUUCAAAAUAUGCAUAUAACUAUUCAUUAUCAGCAGUGCCUUUUUUGGCUGAGGAUUGUAGAAACAGUUGCUUAUCAGAUGGACUUCAAUCAACUCAUGAGGAUUAUGAUAAUGAGGUAAUGAAUGAAAUACUGGACAUGAAUGGGAAAUAUUGUGUAUGUGAAAUGUGCAACAGUAAAUUUGCUUGUAAGAAUCAUCCAUUAAAUCACACUAAAAUGCAUAUCAAGUCGAGGCCUUGUAUCUGCGAGGUAUGUAGUAAGGCCAUAUUGAAUAACAGUGAUCUAGCUCUACAGAUGAGAAUACCUGCAAGGGAGAAAUGUCAUGGAAAGAGCCAUGGUAAGAAACUUUAUACUUGUGAUCUUUGUACUAAAGUAUUUAAAGGGAAAGGGGCUAUAAGGUCACAUAUAAGAGUACAUACAAAAGAGAAGCCUUAUAGGUGUGAGAUGUGUAACAAGGCCUUCUCUAAAGCAUACAAUCUAAAGAGUCACAUGAGAGUGCAUACAAAGGAGAAGCCUUUUAAAUGUGAUGUUUGUGACAAAGCAUUCUCUCACAAACAGUAUGUUGAAAAGCACAUGGGAGUUCAUACAACUGAAACACAUAAACAUGAGGGAGUACAUACCAAAGAAAAACCUCUUGAAUGCAAUGAAUGUAACAAGAGUUUUUCUCAUAAAAGUACACUAAUGGUGCAUAUGAGAGUACAUACAAAGGAAAAGCCAUAUAAAUGUGUUCUCUGUAGCAAGGCAUUCUCUCAAAAACAUCACCUAGAAAAGCAUACAGGAGUACAUACAACAGUAAAUUCAAAAUUUUCCUUAUCAAAAAUCUAUGUAGGAUCUCCUGUAGUUAAUACAAACAUGUGUUUCUGGUGCAUCAAGUAUCUAAGCAUAAGUGUUUACCAGCCUUUCGUUGAAAGCUGA